Atta colombica is the source of this 978-nucleotide messenger RNA. RefSeq lists its product as uncharacterized. Lineage: Eukaryota; Metazoa; Arthropoda; Insecta; Hymenoptera; Formicidae. The transcript has 2 exons. The coding region runs from base 1 to 459 and encodes 152 amino acids. The record is from RefSeq and is a predicted model, not a curated record.
AUGAGGACGCUAUGCCUCUGUAACUCAAUUACCGCGCAUUGUGUUCGUGCCUGUGGGUACCACGCGACGCACACGAUUUACCGUGUGCACGAUGACAACAACGAUGACGGCAACGGCAACGACGACGCGAAGGUGCAGCGCAACCAACUUGCCCACGGUACGGAUCAAGGCCAUAACUCCUGCGUAUGCGUUACAGGCUUUCAAAGCAAUUUGUCUUCAAUUAUCGAGAGACACGCUCUCGGAAUGGAAACGGACGAAAAAAUGUCGAGAAGUGCUCGGGAUCUCUCAACCCCGUCAAUUCUCAGAGAUUACACACAGACUUCUGGGAUUUCUUCCCUUCCACUCCGCAGUUUUGUCUUCCCUUCAUCAUGUCUCGGAAUUCUGCCAUUGCAUUCGCAACCGCAAUGCUUGAAGGACCACCUUCCGUAUCAAAAUGGCGUCGUUAUCGAACAAGAAUGAACAGAAAAAAAUGUAAUUGAAUAAUUUUUACCUUUAUACAAGACUAGCAAAAAAUAUUCUGGCUUCUUUGCUGAAUACAAACUUUACUUGUCUGAGAAUAAAAAUACAGGAGGUGUAAAAUAAAAAGUACCUUACAAUUAUAGUAAAUUCAUUCAAGAUUUUACCUUACAAUAAAAUAAAUUAUAUUAACUGUAAGUAUAAACAAUUCUCAACAUUUACUUCAUGAAAUAUAACAAGUACCUUCAUAGAAAAAAAUGUUUGAUUGAAUUAAUUAAAAUUUUUGGUGGAAAUUUGGAAAAUGAACAAUCCAGAAUUCUAGUUAAAUCUACAAGAUUUCUGGUAAAAUCUAUUAAAAUUUUAGUUGAAAUAACCAACAUUCAAUAGAUUUAACUAGAAAUCUAUAGAUUUAAGCAAAAUUCUUGAUGGUUUAUUUUCCACUAGAAUUCUAGUUAAUUCAACCAAACAUUUUUUUCUCUUUACAGUAUGAUUAUACGAUAAUCGCUUUAUUAGAAUAGUAAA